Rosa chinensis is the source of this 2159-nucleotide messenger RNA. Its product is annotated as pentatricopeptide repeat-containing protein At2g30100, chloroplastic. Gene Ontology annotation, molecular function: protein binding. The record is from RefSeq and is a predicted model, not a curated record. NCBI's taxonomy places the organism in Eukaryota, Viridiplantae, Streptophyta, Magnoliopsida, Rosales, Rosaceae. The coding region runs from base 361 to 1863 and encodes 500 amino acids. The transcript has 2 exons.
UCAAACUCUACGGUUUUGGGCGUCAGUGUCACACCAGUGGUGGCAGAGCUCGGCCAUUACAGCAGCACCUCACAAUUCCAAACCCCCCCAAAUAACAACACAACACUUUGGAUUAUCCAAACCCCCAAAUUAGGGCUUCUACCUCCAAUCCCUAACUUCCUGGUCCAGAAAUCAGGUUUGGGAAUGAGAGAAACAAAAAGCCAACAACUUUGAAUCCCUGCUCUUCCUUCAAUUCGAGACAAAGGGUAUGCUUUACUUGACGUGAAUUUUACUUUACAGCAAUGGAAGCCCACCUAAUUUUCUAGGGUAUUAGUUUGGUUUUCUCUGGAUUGAGUUGUAUUGGGGAUUUGGGUGAAGAAGAUGGCCUCUGCUCAGGGCCUUGCUUCGUUGACCCAGACGUGUUUUGCAGUUAAACGGUACCGUUUUAGCGGUUCAAAGGGGUUUUCAGCAAAUUCUUGUGCUAGGGUUUGUUCUGUAAUCUGCAAACGGCAGAAUACCAACUUUGUGGUUGUGAAAUCGAGUAAAGUUCGUGACUUUAGGAUUUUUAAAUCGGUUCAGUUGGACCAGUUUGUGACUAGUGACGAUGAGGAUGAGAUGGGUGAGAGUUUCUUUGAGGCAAUUGAGGAGUUAGAGAGGAUGAGAAGGGAGCCGUCUGAUGUUCUUGAGGAAAUGAAUGACCGGUUAUCGGCGAGAGAGCUACAGCUUGUGUUGGUGUAUUUUUCGCAGGAGGGUAGGGACUCGUGGUGUGCACUUGAGGUGUUUGAGUGGCUCCGGAAGGAGAACCGGGUCGAUAAGGAGACCAUGGAGCUUAUGGUUUCGAUAAUGUGUGGUUGGUUGAAGAGGUUGAUUGAGGAGGGGAAUGAUGUCGCUGAUGUGAUUGACCUUCUGGUGGAUGUGGAUUGUGUUGGUUUGAAGCCGAGUUUUAGCAUGAUGGAGAAGGUGAUUUCGUUGUAUUGGGAGAUGGGGGAGAAGGAGAAUGCGGUUUUGUUUGUGAAAGAAGUGUUGAAACGCGGGAUUGUGUAUUCUGAGGAGGAUGAUAGAGAUGGACAUAAAGGAGGACCAACUGGGUAUCUUGCUUGGAAGAUGAUGGUUGACGGUAACUAUAGGGAUUCAGUGAAGUUUGUAAUUCAACUAAGAGAAUCUGGGUUGAAGCCAGAGGUUUACAGCUACCUCAUUGCAAUGACAGCUGUGGUUAAAGAACUAAAUGAGCUUGGGAAAGCUUUACGCAAGUUGAAAGCUCUUACAAGGGCUGGGCUAGUGGCUGAGUUUGAUUCAGAAGAUGUUGGGCUAAUUGAGAAGUAUCAGUCAGAUCUUCUAGCUGAUGGAUUACAAUUGUCUAAUUGGGUGAUUCAAGAGGGAAGUUCUUCACUCUGUGGGGUGGUUCAUGAGAGGCUUCUGGCUAUGUAUAUCUGUUCUGGACGUGGACUUGAGGCCGAAAGACAGUUGUGGGAAAUGAAGCUUGUGGGUAAAGAGCCUGAUGGGGACCUUUAUGACAUUGUUUUAGCCAUCUGUGCUUCCCGCAAGGAAACCAGUGCCAUUGCAAGGUUGCUUACUAGGACAGAGGUUAGCAGCUCUUUAUGUAAGAAGAAAAGCCUCUCAUGGCUGUUAAGAGGUUACAUUAAAGGAGGACAUUUUGAUGAUGCUGCAGAAACAGUAAUUAAAAUGCUUGAUUUGGGUUUGUUCCCUGAGUAUUUGGAUAGAGCAGCUGUGUUGCAUGGACUACGGAAAAGGAUUCAACAGUCUGGUACUGUAGAUACUUAUCUCAAACUUUGCAAGCACCUUUCAGAUGCCAAUUUGAUUGAAUCCUGUCUCGUAUAUCUGUAUAUAAAGAAACAUAAGCUCUGGAUCAUAAAGACGGUCUAGAGAAUUGGCAAGAAGUUAACAGAUUUGGUGAAUAUUGAAGUAUAGUCUUGUGGGUCAAUAUUUAUAGCACAAGCACCUAUAGUCGUGGUGCUUUUUACAUGUUGAUUUUGUAUAGUUAUGGGAGGCCUCAAGCUUUGACCUGGUCAAAACCUAGAGGCCGAUAAACUGCGAUGUCUAAAAGUCGUUCUUGAGUAUAUAUUGUUCUUGGGGAUCUUUCACUUGUGUAUAUGGUGGCUGCUGUAAACAUAAUAAUGAAGCUUCAACACUGUAAUUAAGUAGACUUCGUAUAUAUGCUA